CUAAAAUACAUUUCCACGUAUAAUAAGAAAGAUUACUUUUUGUAGUAAGUUUCCACGUAUAAAAAAAACAAGACACAUUUAUUAUUAACUUGAUUAAGUUCUAAUAAAAAAAAAAAAAGGAAGAAGAAGAAGAAAGUCACAGAGAUCGAACAUGAUUCUCCACUUUCCACUUCUUUGUCUUCUUCUUUCUCCUUCUUUACUUACUUAACCCAUAAGCCAUCAAACCCCAAAACACAAACACAAACACAACAAUGUCUUCGUCUCCUCUCUUCUUCUUCUUCUUCCUCUCUGCCGUCGUCUCCGCCGUCAAAUUACCUCUCUCUUCCUUAUCCCACUCUGACGGCGCCUUACCUUCUAAAGAUCCUUACCUCUCACUCCGCCGUCUCGCCGAUUCCUCAAUCGCUAGAGCUCAUAAGAUCAAACAUGGCGCUUCUGUUAAACCCGACGACGACGCUCUCUCCUCCGCCUCCACAGCUUCCGCCACCGUCGUGAAAUCCCCUCUUUCCGCUAAAAGCUACGGCGGUUACUCGGUCUCACUAAGCUUUGGUACGCCGUCUCAAACCAUCCCGUUCGUUUUCGAUACCGGAAGCAGUCUCGUUUGGUUCCCUUGUACCUCGAGGUACCUCUGCUCCGGCUGCAGUUUCUCCGGUUUGGAUCCGACCCAAAUCCCUAGAUUUAUCCCCAAGAACUCUUCCUCUUCCCGGGUUAUCGGGUGUCAGAAUCCGAAAUGCCAGUUCCUAUUCGGAGCCAAUGUUCAAUGCAGAGGAUGUGACCCGAAUACCCGGAAUUGCACCGUCGCUUGUCCGCCGUACAUUCUCCAAUACGGAUUAGGAUCAACGGCUGGGAUUUUAUUAACCGAAACGCUUGAUUUCCCGGAUCUAAAGGUACCCGAUUUCGUAGUCGGAUGCUCAAUUAUCUCGACCCGACAACCCGCUGGUAUCGCCGGGUUUGGGAGAGGACCCGAAUCGAUUCCUUCUCAGAUGAAACUCAAAAGAUUCUCUCACUGUUUGGUUUCUCGUCGGUUCGACAAUACCAACGUAACCACCGAUCUCGACCUCGACACCGGGUCGGGUCAUAACUCCGGUUCGAAAACUCCGGGUCUUAGCUACACGCCGUUUAGAAAAAACCCCAAUGUCUCCAACGCAGCGUUUCUCGAGUACUACUACCUCAACCUCCGGCGAAUCUACGUCGGAAGCAAGCACGUGAAGGUUCCCUACAAGUUCCUAGCGCCGGGGAAGAACGGUAACGGAGGAUCCAUCGUCGAUUCCGGAUCCACAUUCACGUUCAUGGAGCGACCCGUUUUUACUCUCGUGGCCGAAGAAUUCGCGGCGCAGAUGUCGAAUUACACACGCGAGAAAGACUUGGAGAAGCUCACCGGACUCGGACCGUGUUUUAAUAUCGCCGGGAAAGGAGAUGUAUCGGUGCCGGAGCUGAUUUUCGAGUUUAAAGGAGGAGCGAAGAUGGAGCUGCCGAUAUCGAAUUACUUCUCGUUCGUCGGGAGCUCUGAGACCGUUUGCCUGACGGUGGUUUCCGAUAACACGGUGAAUCCCUCCGGCGGGACAGGUCCGGCGAUAAUACUGGGGAGUUUCCAGCAGCAGAACUAUUUGGUUGAAUACGAUUUGGAGAAUGACAGGUUUGGGUUCGCCAAGAAGAAGUGUACCCCUUGAGUAUUCAAGGGUAAAUUUGACUUUUACCAAGGAUCAAUUUUUAUGAUUUUUUUUUUGUGUUUUACGAAAUAAGAAAAAAAGAGGAUCUUAAAUGUUUAUAAAUCA
Messenger RNA from Capsella rubella, 1772 nucleotides. RefSeq names its product probable aspartyl protease At4g16563. Gene Ontology annotation, cellular component: extracellular region. Lineage: Eukaryota; Viridiplantae; Streptophyta; Magnoliopsida; Brassicales; Brassicaceae. The transcript has a single exon. The coding region runs from base 252 to 1667 and encodes 471 amino acids. Gene Ontology annotation, biological process: proteolysis. The record is from RefSeq and is a predicted model, not a curated record. Gene Ontology annotation, molecular function: aspartic-type endopeptidase activity.